AUGGCAUCGAUUCUAGCUAUUGGCACCGCAAAUCCACCAAACUGCUUCUACCAGGCUGACUAUCCAGACUUCUACUUCCGAGUCACUAAAAGCGAGGACUUGACACAGUUAAAAGACAAGUUCAAACUUAUAUGUGAAAAAUCGGAAAUAAGGAAGCGCUACAUGUAUCUCUCCGAGGAAAUUAUCAAGAAGAACCCUACCAUAGGCGCUUACGAUACACCAUCUCUGGAUGCACGUCAAGAAAUUCUGGUUACUGAGGUACCCAAGCUCGGCAAGGAAGCAGCAUUGAAGGCCAUUGAAGAAUGGGGCCAGCCCAAAUCAAAGAUCACCCACCUUAUAUUUUGCACAUCUUCAGGCAUGCAUAUGCCUGGUGCAGAUCAUGAGCUUACUAAGCUACUCGGCCUUCAAACUUCUGUCAAAAGAUUCAUGAUGUACCAACAAGGCUGCUACGCAGCAGCCCAAGCCCUCCGCCUUUCCAAGGACCUUGCCGAGAACAAUCCCGGGGCUCGUGUUCUUGUCGUGUGUUCUGAAAACAUGACUUUUUGUUUCCGUGCACCAUCCGAAACCCACUUGGAUGUUCUGGUGGGCUCUGCAAUUUUCUCUGAUGGUGCAGCAGCUGUAAUUGUUGGGGCUGAUCCUGAUACAACUAUUGAACGUCCAUUAUAUCAGCUUGUAUCAGCGGAACAGUGUAUUGUUCCAAACUCGGAGGAUGCCAUAGUUUGUCCCGUACGUGAAAUCGGCAUGUCCUAUUCCUUGAAUAGAAGCGUGCCCAAAAUUGUUGCAAAAGGAGCUGCACAAUGCUUGGUUGAGACAUUCGGUGCUCGAUAUGGAAUUGAGGACUGGAACUCUUUAUUUUACGUUGUCCAUCCUGGAGGAGCAGGAGUUUUGAACAAGUUGGAAGAGCAACUUGGCUUGACCAAAGACAAAUUAAGAGCAACUCGUCAUGUGCUAACUGAAUAUGGAAACAUGUGGAGUCCAAACGUGCUCUUUACACUCGAUGAGAUGAGGAGAAGAUCUGCCAAGGAAGGAAAAGCCACCACAGGAGAAGGAUUGGAUUUGGGUGUGUUGUUUGGUUUUGGCCCUGGUGUUACUAUCGAGACCAUUGUGCUCCGUAGUUUUCCUACAGGUUGA
This is a messenger RNA of Dovyalis caffra, 1131 nucleotides long. The record is from the annotation of a GenBank genome assembly. NCBI's taxonomy places the organism in Eukaryota, Viridiplantae, Streptophyta, Magnoliopsida, Malpighiales, Salicaceae.